AUGUCUUCAACAAUUCUCACCAACGGUCGCUUCAUCGGCGAUGAUGACUCGUACCGAGAGUGCAUGAUCAUCGAGGGAUCUAAAAUCGCUUACGUCGGAUCUACAGACGACAAAAGAGUCCAAGACGCAAAGUCACAGGGCGCAGAAAUUCUGGACCUUGAUAACCGCGUCGUUCUCCCUGGGUUCAUCGACAGUCACGUCCAUCUUCUAUUCUUCGGUCUUUCACAGCAGAAACUCGAUCUCGGAGGCUGUAAGUCCCUACAAGAAAUUCGACAACGGAUAACAGACUUUGCUGCUGCCAAUCCUGACCUACCCAAGAUUCUUUGCAGAGGAUGGCUUCAGUCUGCCACAGAUGGAAUUGCUCUUGCGAGUAUGAUUGAUGAUAUUGACCCACGACCUAUUUUCAUCGAUUCAAACGAUCUUCAUUCAGCGUGGUGCAACACUGCUGCUUUGAAAGAACUCCCAAUUGAUGAGAUCAAGUCAAAGUGCCCUGAACAUAUCACAUGCGACGAGGACGGCAAACCAACUGGACUCUUGGCAGAACUGGCUGUCACAGCAUUUAUCUGGCCCUUUCUGAUCCAAUCACUCUCAAUGGAGGAUAAGCUUGAAGCCCUGGAACGAGCUGUCGAAGCUUAUUCUGCAGAGGGAUACACUGGCGUUAUCGACAUGGCGAUGGAUCAAGUAGCUUGGGAAGCUUUGCAGACCUUACGAGAGAGGAAGGGCAUCAAUCUUCACAUCGCAGCUCAUUGGUUCCUUGCAUACGAAGCAGAUGAGAAGGCCCUCGAUGAGCAGAUCCAAAAAGCCAUCGACAUGCACAGCAAAUUCCAUCCUUCGAAAUCGCCAGAAUUCUGCAUCGUCGGCGUCAAGCUCAUAAGCGAUGGUACAGUCGACGGCUGCACAGCCGCAUUGUCAUAUCCAUACGGCGAAUCAACUGAUCUGGUGGAACCUCUAUGGCCCGGCGAGGCAAUGAACCGCGUUUUAUCACAGAUCACAAAGGCCGGCAUGCAAUGUGCCAUCCACGCCAUCGGCGACGUAGCAGUCUCCCAAGCCAUCUCCGCCAUCGCAAGCACCAACAAUCCCACCGCGCGCCACCGCAUCGAACAUCUAGAAAUGGCCACCCCCGAAGACGCCCUCCGUCUCGGCAGUCUAGGCAUCACCGCCUCCGUGCAACCCGUUCACAGCGACCCCGCCAUUCUAGAAGGCUACGAAAAGCUCGUCAAACCCUCCGCGUGGAAACACUGCUUCCCAUAUAAAGAAUGUCUCGACGGACAAGCAAACGUCGCGAUUGGUACAGACGCCCCUACGGCGCGACACCUGCCGUUCCCGAAUCUGUAUAAUGCUACGACGAGAAAGUCGGCGCUGGAGCCGGAGAGGGAGACAGUUACCAAUGGGGAUAGUGCGUUGACGUUGGAACAGGCUAUUAGGGGGGCGACGUAUGGGGCUGCGUAUUCGAGAUUUGCGGAGGGGUGGACGGGGAGAUUGGAGAAGGGGUUGAGGGCGGAUUUUAUGAUACUGCCGCGGGUUGUGGAAGUAGAUGAUUUGUUGGAGAUGAAGGUUGAUGAGACGUGGUUUGGGGGUGAGAGGGUUUAUAAGAAGUAG
Molecule: messenger RNA, 1599 nt
Organism: Fusarium musae
Lineage: Eukaryota; Fungi; Ascomycota; Sordariomycetes; Hypocreales; Nectriaceae
Exons: 1
Coding region: 1-1599 (532 amino acids)
Molecular function (GO): hydrolase activity, acting on carbon-nitrogen (but not peptide) bonds
Source: RefSeq, a predicted model, not a curated record